AUGCGGCAUACCUCGAUUGCUGGGCCAAGACUCGCAGAGCAACGUGCGAGUUACGGUACAGUAACGUCCAGCAACAGCGGACGCCCUGGAUGUGGUGCGGGUGGGGCCAGCAAGCCGUGGCUUGAGCGAGACCGAUUUGGACCCAAUGCGGCUGCGACCCAGGGAGCGACAAGGCCCAGCGCUGGCCGCGAGGUAGGCGGUACGCCGCUGGUGCGGGCGACCCGGGCACAGGCCGGCGUAGCGCCUACCGCAGGGCCAGCGCCGGGCCAGGUACCUGCACAGUGCCGACUGAGGCAGCGCGGCGACGACGUACCUGGAGUAGCGCGAGCAGCCGGAUCGCUGGCAACCAGGUCAGCACAGCUAGCACCAAGUGCGCGCGCCAGUAGCACCGAUGCGGUGCGUGCGUUCAUCUCAUCUUUUGGUUACGGUCCAGCCCAGCCCAGCACGGUACGGGGCAAAGCGCAGCAACGGAGCGGUACCUCCAUCCUCCGCGCAUCGACCACUGCAACUGCAGCAGCUGCUUAG
Messenger RNA from Trichoderma aggressivum f. europaeum, 525 nucleotides. RefSeq lists its product as uncharacterized. The transcript has 3 exons. The record is from RefSeq and is a predicted model, not a curated record. Bases 1 to 525 code for a protein of 174 amino acids. NCBI's taxonomy places the organism in Eukaryota, Fungi, Ascomycota, Sordariomycetes, Hypocreales, Hypocreaceae.